This is a messenger RNA of Episyrphus balteatus (marmalade hoverfly), 9707 nucleotides long. RefSeq lists its product as uncharacterized. The transcript is spliced from 9 exons. NCBI's taxonomy places the organism in Eukaryota, Metazoa, Arthropoda, Insecta, Diptera, Syrphidae. Bases 1355 to 9094 code for a protein of 2579 amino acids. The record is from RefSeq and is a predicted model, not a curated record. Gene Ontology annotation, molecular function: chromatin binding.
AGUGACCGUUCACAAGCAAAGUGUUUGCUAAGCGCUCAGAUUUUUUCCUCCCAAAAUCAAUUCAAAAUGUGCAUUUUCUUGUAAUAAAAUUGAAAAUAAACAAAAUAAAAGUGAAUGCUUCAUUUAAAAAGAAAUUUUAAACGAUUUCCUUUCGAAUUCAACUAAACAAAAGUGUUUUCAGUUUGGUGGUAUACACCAUCUCGGAUAGAAAAAAAAAUACUUCUAAAACUUGGAAAAACAAUUAAAACUGUUUUUUUUUUCUUUUUCAUUCUCUUUAAGUGCAUUUUUCCAUUCUCCCCUUUCUGUGCUUGUAUAAAAACAAAGAGAAAUAUUCACCAAAUACAAAUGCAUUUUUAGGCACAUCUACAACAUAAACAGCGCACAAGUGCGCUAGACAAGGACGACACUUGCACCGGAUGGUUCGCAUAGUACUGUUGUAUGUACUUACUUAUUGUAUGUGCAUCUUUUUAAUCGAAAUCUAGUGAAUCUGAAUAAUUUGCCUCGCCACCGCUGCUACUUCGGCAGCAAAUUAUAAAUUCGCUAAACAAUUUUUGUGAAUUUUUGUGCUUUUUUAAAUACGCACAAGACGUAUCUACUCUUUUCUUGUAUUGUUUUAUUUCGUGAAUGAGAUCAUCUUAAAAAUUUAUAUAGCCUGCCUCCUGUGUUAUCAUUCCACAAAAAAUGCAAUUUAAAAACGGUUUUUUGUGUGACUAUCGGUGCGAAUGACAAGGGAAAACCUUGAGAAAGCUUGUGAGACGCGUUUCUCGUCCCAUCAAUUACAAUAACAACAACAACAACGUUAUUAAAUCUCAAAUCUCAUUUGUAUGCCUAUUUUCUUUCUCGCAACAUCGAGAUACAAUCCGAGGUUAUUUCUUUUCUUGGUUUUCUUUCUUCGUUUGUCUAAAUAGUGUUUUUUUUUUCUUGUUGAGUAUAUUUUGUUCAAAUGGUGGUUUCCUACACAUUUUUUAGUGAAGUAUCGUCUCAUGCAAGACAGAAAUUUCACAAAACAUGAAAAUUUAACUCCAGUGAUUACAAUUCUGAUUAAAAAAAAUAUAUAAAUUGAAUUCUGUAGGUAUACAGUUAAAAUUCCAAUAAGAUUAUUGUGAAUGGUGCGUUUGGUUUAUACACCAAAAUAGUUAUGUGCGAAUUUCUGUAAAUUGAUUAUUAUGUGAACGCAUAAACGGUGUUAUCAUAAUGGCGAAAAUGCCAUUUAAAAAAAUGGGGAAAUAUCUCUUUUCUUAUCUGAAAGGAUAAUACCUAAAUAAUUCUAAAGAAAAAACAACGAUAAGGAAUAAACAAAAUAAAUUACAAAAUUGGAUAAAACAAAGAAUCAAAAUACAAAAACUCAAAAAGAAUGGGUGCUAAAAAGCGAAAUACCGCAGUCGAUCGACAACCACGUUCAACAAAUGCUAAAACACGCUUAACAUCAAAUAAAACUGCUACCGCAGCAUCUACAACUACAAAUAAGCCACAAAAAGCAUCUGCCAAGGCAGCUCUGAAAAAAUCUCUUCCAAUAAAAAAAAGAAUCUCAAAAGAAAAACCUGCAACUGAAGAAUCUGUCCAAGACAUUAAACCAAGAUCAACAUCAAAAUCUAAAAAAAUCGAGAGCGAACCUUGCACGUCAUCGUCUACAGAAGUCGCAACUGAGAAAAAGCUACCCGAAUCAAAUACCGAAGCCGAAGCUGAUACAAAGCUCACCCCUAAAGAUGGCAAAACCAAAGCCAUUAGCAAAAUGUUAAAGAGCUUAGAUAUACAGAUCAGUGGCUUCGCCAACAUUCUUCCUCCAGAAGAAAAGAUUAUUGAAGUUCUUAAAUCCUCCAUAUCCGAGAAUGUUAAGACAAAGUCACGAGCUACAGCGGUUAAAGGAAACAAUAACAGUCCAAACAAUAAAUUUUCACUCAAAAAAGAGCAUGUGGAGAAAAAGGCUUCUCAUUCUUCUUCAAGCUCUAAUUCGCCAAAUGUAUCUAUCGAGCAGGAUAGCAAAGAUGGAGCAUGUAAAAAAGAAGCCUCUAUUGCUUCCAUGAAUGAAACUGCAACAUUAAAUGAAGAUAAACCUAAAGAAACUAUCGAGGAGUCAGAAGAGCCAAUAAUACAAACAAAGAAGAAAAUGGCAGCAAAAAAAGCUAAACUUGAAGCGAGUCGAAAUAAGAAGAAACAAGACGAAAUUAAAGAAGAUGAAAAGUUGAAUCCUCCUCAAGAAUACUCUAAGGUGCUAAACAAAGAGGAGGGAAGUUCAGAAACACAAAAGGAUAAGGAUGAAAAAAAGAAGCACUUAAAGCCAAAAGGUAGUCAGAUAGCUACCGCAGAAGAGAACUCAGAAGACGGAAAGGGCCAAACCGUACACGAUUUAAACAAACAGAAAGGGACAACAAAUUAUGAGAAAGAGUCGUCAGAAAAAACUAAUGUUGAAGAAAGUCAAUGCAAAAAGAAACUUGUUAAAACUCCAGCAAUAUUGGAUGAAGUUUCAGAUAAAGUAACAACAGAGCAAGCAAAAGAUGAAGUUGAGCCAAGCAAGAGCAAAUAUACGAAAACUGUCAAAGAAAAAGAUAGAGACAGUUCAGCACAAAGAAAACAAGAAGAAUCUAAUGUGAAAAAGAAGCAAACGAAACCUACAAAAGCAUCUCAACAGGCAACAGAGAAAGAAAUUUCCGAACAAAAGAAAGAUGCUGAAGUCUCAGAAAGGAAAAAGCCUGUUAAAACAUUGAAAACUAUUGAUAAAGAUGGCUUCGAAGAACCAAAAGAAGAACCAGAACAGAGCAAGAAAAAACAAUCAAAAUCUAUUAAAGCCACUCAAAGUUCCGAAAUUGAAAAGGAAUCAAUUGUUACUGGUUCGGAAGUUACUAAAAAAACAUUAUCUUCACCAAAAAAAUCAAUUAUUAUCAAGGGAAAGUGCAAUGAAGACUAUAAUAAAGUGUGCAAAAUAUUAACAGUUUCUGAAGUUUCAUCAAAUUUAAUGGAAGAAUCAAAGUUAAAUGCAGAAGAACCUGACGAUUCAUGUUCGAAAGAAGCGCCUAAAAAAGCUAAAUCACUUACAAUUCGUCAACGCUUGCAAAACAAAUAUAAAAUGUCUCCAGUUAAGAGCAAAUCUUCAGGCAAGCCCCCUAAAAAAUGUGAAACAAAGGGUUCACCCAAAAAGGCGCCAACCACAAAAACUUCAGAGGAACAAAAAACUAACGAUAUCUACGAUUUCAAGUCUGGCUCGGAAAGCGAGGAAAAUAUAAAAAUGGAAUUGCCAACACUUAAAAAACUUCGAGAAUUUUCUGAUGAUGAUGACAAACCCCUGCAGGUGGCCAAAAAGAAAUUGAAAGAAGAAGAUAAAAUUCCCGAAAAAAUUGCAGAAAAACCAGAGCCAAACACAGAAACUAAAAUAGAGAAGAGUAAUGUUAAAACGCCCGCCAAAAGUGCAGCUGCCGAAAAGAAGCCUGCAGCCAAAGCGGGUCGAAAACCUGUGGCAAAAGUUAAGCGGCCACCAACCGAAUCAAGUGCUGACGAAAAAUCUAGCACGCCUACGGACUCUGAAGAUGAACAGAAGUUGAGUACGUUUGGCCAAAAACGACAUCGUAUGGCGUCUUUGAAUGCAGCUGCAAAGGUGCAAUGUCUGUACGAAAACGAAUCUCGAACAGCAUACGAAUUAGGUUUAUCCAAAACGGUACAAGUCAUUCCUAAAAUUCGUAAUAUUAACUCGGGUAGUAGUUCUGAAGACGAAAAGGAAACAAAACCGGCAAUUAAAAAAGAACCAGCUUCAGCUAAAGAAUCAAAAAAAGUGGAAAUUCUCAAAGUAGAACCUCCAGAAGAAACUGCCGAAGAUGAAGAAGUCGAAGUCGAAACAAAGAGGGAACUUCGUAACGUUCCUGGCCGGGGUAUGGGAAAGCAUUGGGAGUUUGAAAGCGACACUGACAAUGAAGCUAUUUUUAUUGAAAAACUGCGAAUGAAAAAGAAAAAGUUGCAGAAACUAAAAGCCUUGCAAGCGAAAAAAGAAAAGAAAGAAAAGGACAAGGAUAAAGAUAAGGAAAAAGAAAAGCCUGCAGAAAAACCCCCAAAACCGAAAAAGCCAGUGAAACCUUUAAAAAAAGUGGUCAAAGUUAAAUUAGCUUCUUCCGACGACGGAAGUUCAGAGUCCAGUGAACAUGAAGAUAAAAAGAAACCUAUGAAUCCACCAGAGAAACCCGCAACUGAAUUAAAAAAGAAACGCAAACGGGAGCUGAAAGAAGAGCUAAUAGGUGAUUAUAAAGGAAUAUUGGCGCGAAAGCGUAUGGCUAGUCUGAAUGCAAGUGCAAUAGUUGCUGCCACUUAUGAAGUGGAGCGACAUCUUGAUAGAAAUUUCGCAUCUGAUUGUAGUAGCUUUGAAAGCUUCCCUGAAGAAGAGAAGCACAUUAGCAAAAAGUCAAAGAAGCAAGCAGCUGCUCCUCCCCAGCCCGCUCAAACAAAAGAUAUUAAUGACAUAAAAGAAGCAAAAGAAAUUAAAACGGAUCCGUCUGAAUGUUCAGACACUAAGGAUUCUUUAAAGGACUUUAAGGAAUCUGUGCAAGAUGCAAAGGAAACAUCUCGUCCCACAUCAUCUAGCUUGGUAAUUGUUCAGGAUACGGAUGUAACUAUAACCGGGGUUUAUGUUAAUCCCACAACGGGAUCUAGUCAAGAAGCUUACUGUAAAAUGCAAUAUCGUGUGCAAUCGAGUGUCACAGAAGAACGUGUCCUUCGACCGGGGUCUGUUGAACCACCAAAGUCAUAUACUCCGUUGGGUGCAUUGUCAAGCAUGCGUCCUCCUGGUGCUGCUACAGGAACUGAUGAUCGUUCUACACCACCAACAUCUGCCGAUUCUGCACCACCAAUAGUCGAAUCAAUAAAUCAUCCAAACAUUUACCAGCCCAAUGACUUGAGUCAUCACGACCCAUCAGAGCAUUCACAUUACUCGUAUCAUCAUCACAUGUCACCAUCACCAAUGUCACUACAUCCACAUCCUGCAGAUCAUGCAUCACAAAUACACCACUACGGUGGCCAUCAACCAGGAGCAGACCCUCCACCGCCACAGGCGCUGAGCGCCCAUCACUAUCACACAUCGCAGCAACCUCCACCACCUUCGUCGUCGUCGGCUUCAAUAUCACAGGGACGAUGUGAGUCACCAGUGCGCUAUGGCGGUGGCUAUCAGGCGCAGCAUCCAACUUUAUCCAUGACAGCUGGAGGUGGUUCGAGUGCAUUUUGUGCACCACCCAGUUUGCAGCAACAGCAGCAGCAACAACAACAACAGCAGCAGCAUCAUGACAUGAGCGGUAAGUGCGAAGCAUUGACUGAUUGGUGCGAACAACAUUUUAGAAAAAGUGGCUAUUAUCAACCGGCUGGGCCAUUGAUUUCACCACACGUUUUACCACCAGUUAGUGCAGCUCCACCACAAACAUCACAGCAACCAUCUUCAAAUCUACCACCAAUUGGUGCAAAGAGCAAACAAAUUCCAGCACCACUUGAUUCUGAUCCAGACCGAAGUCAAUUACCACCAUUAACUUCGUCUACAUCAACGGUGGAGAGCUCAGACAGUGAUGUUCUCAUAACUGGAGGUGAUUUGACAACAUUCCGCUACCCAGCACAACAACAAGGUACACCGCAAUCGCCAAGUGUUGCUUCACAGCAACAAAGUCAACAUCAACAACAGCAAUUGCAUCAACAAGCUGCAGCUGCAGCAGCAGCUGCUGCAGCAGCCGCAGCAGCCGCUCAUCAGGGAGCACCACCAUAUCCACGAUCAAUGCAUCAAAUGCAUUAUACGUCGGCAUAUCCCCCCAAUUAUUAUUCUCCCUAUCCGGGUGAGGCAAUGUGCUAUUCGCCACCCUAUCAACCAUAUUUCCCAGCCAAAGUAUAUCAAAGUGCACCGCCUCCUCCAUCGUACAGGCGUUAUCCACCGUAUUAUCAAUCAGGACCGCACUCGGGACCACCACCUCCAUCUGAUAUUUAUGAACAAUCACCACCUUCUGGGGGUCAGCCAUCACCAUCAGGACCACCGACGGGCACACAAUUGGUUCCAGCUGGACCUGGAGCGGCACAUACGCAGCAUUUGGAACACUAUCCAGGUCCGCCUGGUUACUAUUCGGGCUAUAGUCCGGGCGGCGGGGGUCAAUGCUACACCCGCAGCCCCUAUAUGGAAUAUCCACCACAAUGUCCAUGUCCAAUGCAACAGUCGUGUCCAAAAAACGUCCAUACUGGGCCUCAUAUUGGUAGCAACACCACCACCAACAACAAUACCAACAACACCGAAGCAACUAUCAACAGUACCAUCAGCAAUCCUACAGUUGCUACAGCAGCAGCAAUGGCACCGGCAGUUUCAGCAAAUAUAGUCACCGGAGCCGACAGUGCGAUCAGCAAAUCGGCUGUGACACCGAACUCGAAGAGUAACAGUAGCAAUAUGCUUCCAGUGUCAGCUAUGCUUAACAAUAGUGGAAUUGUAAAUGUUAACAACAGUAGUAAUCAGCAACAACAGUUGAAUAUCAGUAGAGGCCCAGUUACAAAUAAUACCAGCAAUACAAUUCAUCAACAAUUGGUCGUGGCGACAGAUGGAAGUGUCGGUCUCGAUGGCAGUGCCACCACCAACGCCCAUCACCACUUUUUGCAUCAUCCACACCACCAUACGCUUAUGCAUCAUCAUCAUGUGCAACCGUGUGAUGAAAUUGAACUUUUGAAACCUUUAAAGUCCGAGCUUAAGUCCGAGGAUAUAGAUGUCGAUUCGAAGAGUAGUCAGUAUGAGGAGGAAGUCAUACAGCCUCCUACACCGCCUUUAGCUUAUGAAAAGCCAGUCGAAAAGGUAGUGGCGCCGGAAGAAGAGUCUGAAAAAAUGGAUGCUGGCAAUAAUGAUGUCGUUUGCACCAUUGAAGCUUUCGAUCUUACGGUUUCACCGGCUUCUCCUAAAAAUUCUUUACCCAUACAACUUGUAGUCGGUAGGAAGGCCCGAAUAGGAAAAACUAUGGCUCGGGAAAUGGUUUACGCUGGAUCAGCUGCCAAGCACAAUCCAGUGCGAUUACAACAAAUUCAGCAAAAUCCAGUGCAGUUAACUACUCAACAACCUGCACCGCAAUCGAAUGGACUAAGUGACCCGGCUCUUAAUUUGUCUAGUCAUUCAAAAUGUAACAACAAUAUUGAUCACGAAAACGAAUCAUCUGCCAACUUAAUGCUGGAAACCAAAAUUAAGUCAGAAAAAAUCAAAACAGAAAAAGAUGAGGAAUUGACAUUAGUUUUAUCUCGUAGCCUCGAUGACAAAGAAUAUUUGAAUAAAAUCAAAACAGAAUUGGAAAAUUCUGAAGAUGUCAAAGUAGCCAGUCCGGAUUCGGUCAUAAACGAUGAUGACAUUGAAAUCACUAGUCCUACUCUGGAUGGGCCGAAGCAGCGUAUCAAAAUUCUCGAAUUCCACAAGAAUCAAUGUAAGAAAUCUCCACCAAACAGUUAUAAAAGCCUCAUUAAGCAAACCGAACCCAAGUCUUAUCUGUGCCUCAGUCGAAAGAUAGAAAAACGCAAUCGAUUUGGCAAGUUCAAAAAGUCCUCAAGAAACAGCGUCGUUCGCAAACGUAAACUUGUGCUUACAGAUCAGCAAAAGAAGAGCCUCAGAAUAAGGAAGAAAAAAUUGAUUGCAAUAGAACAAAGAAAGGAAAAGAUUCGAGAAAAGAAACGCCUUGCAGCGUUAGCACAACGUAUUGAAAGGCGUCAAGCGGCCAGAAAAGAGAAACUAAAACAAUCACUUUUACUUAAUAACAAUCAACAAGUGUUGAAUGCAAACGAGGCAUCCAGCGAUUUGAUUGCAAGAGGCUAUUUUUCAGAACCAGAAACACGGUGCACAUCUUCGUGUCCAACAGUUGGCCGCAAGUUAAAAAAAUCUAAAACGGCAGAGGCGCGUUCGAAGUCAGAAACCAAGAAACCAUCUUCAUCAUUGCUGAGAACAGAGCGAUUAGAAUAUUCUGCAUCUACCUCAAAAACAAAUAGAUUCCCAUUAACUUCAUCAGGAUCAGACAAAUCUAAAACGCACAAAAAACAAAAGUCCUUAACAGUAAACAGGAAAAACAAUAAGUUAAAAUUACUGUCAAUGACUCAACCAGAUAAUUCCAUAACUCCUGCCCCUUUGUCCGGAUGUGAUUUUGUUGAUCAGAAUAGAACGAUAAAUAUUGAAUACGAAACGAAUGCAAUUGCAGAUAAUAACAACUCUUCAGAAGCGAACAAUAAUGGUUGUUCAAAGAGUUCCCUUGCAAGUGCGGGCGCUUCAGGAAGUCCAGAGAUUUUAGGCGAUGAGGCUACAACAGAUUCAACACCAUUGAGUUCAAAUAACGCUACUAUAUCAGUUCCACAUCAACCGCCUUCUGAGUUUGUAUUUUUGCGUCCGGCAAUACCGAGAUUCAUAAGACAUAAUGGAACCAUGAAGAGAAUACGUUCACGUUCGAAAUUUGGUUGUCGUAAGAGACCAAAGCAUAAACAUUCCAUUUCGAUUGAGGUCGAUGAAACUAUUCAGCCAACGAGACCUGAUGUAGUGCCGAAAUGGAAUAACGGCUGGCGUUGGGAGGGUGAGCCAUUCCAAGGUGCUGUUUUUCUAAAUAGCGAUGAUCCACAUGUCAUAAGAACAUGUUAUCCUGCUAUGCGUCAUUCUGAGGGAGAUAUUAUCCGACCCAGAGAUUGUGUGCUGCUUAAGGCCAAUGAAGAUAAUGAAUUGCCAUAUGUUGCUAAAGUUGCCUAUUUAUGGGAGAAUCCAGAAGAUGGAGAAAUGAUGAUGUCACUACUAUGGUAUUAUAGGCCGGAACAUACUGAACAGGGCCGUUUAAGAAAUGAUUCCCCUGAUGAGGUUUAUGCAUCCCGCCAUCGUGAUCACAAUUCCGUGGCUUGUAUUGAAGAUAAGUGCUAUGUCUUGGUGUUUAGAGAGUAUUGUAGAUACCGUCGCAGAUUACGGGCCGCCGAGGAAGACAUGCAAGACGUUUCGAUCGUACCAAAAAGGCCCAAUUUCUUUAACCCACGAGCGGUACCAGAAAGCACAAAUCCAGAACUAGUUAUGUUCUGUCGACGAGCAUAUGAGUUCCGCACAAAACGUUUGCUAAAGAUGCCAAAUAAGCAUGACAAUGUCACAAGGAGUAGCAAUUAAGUUGUAUAAUUAAACAAAUUUUUUACAUAUUAUUUUCUUAUACUGUUUUUUUUUACAUAUAUAACUAAGAUAAGAGUAGUAUAAAGUGUUUAGGGUUAUUAAAAGUUAGAGCAAAACACAACAAAACUGAAAAGUACUAACAUUAAAAAACUACAUUUACCAGAACCAAGAACACACAAAAAAAUAUUGAAUCUUUAAAAGAAAAUCAAAAAACAAUGAAAAAACAAAAAUCAUUACAAAAUUUAUAUACCAAUAUAAUAUACAUAUAUCCCUUUAAACAAUUGACCAAAUAGUUUCAAUUUAUUUCUUGGUUUUAUUUAGCUAACAAAAAUAAAAAAUACAAACAAACAAAAAUAAAAACAAACAAAUAUUCUAGUUGGGAUAUUACAUAUCUUUUUUAUAUGAAAAAAUUAUACAUACAAUGAUAAAAUUUAUACAAAAACAAAAAGAAUUAUCCAAAAAUAUUAUCACGGAGUGAACAUAUUUAUUUGAUUUUUAUACAUUUUAUUAUUAUUGUUUAAGCUUAUUUCCUUAAAUAUUGUAUACAUUAUAAUAUUAUGUAUAUUUUUUUUUUCGUUUGAAUAUUUAAUAUAUUUAUUUAUAAUUGUUGGAA